Zeugodacus cucurbitae (melon fly) is the source of this 1721-nucleotide messenger RNA. It is a transcript of the gene Coprox, whose product is annotated as oxygen-dependent coproporphyrinogen-III oxidase. The transcript has 2 exons. The record is from RefSeq and is a predicted model, not a curated record. Gene Ontology annotation, cellular component: mitochondrial intermembrane space; cytoplasm. Gene Ontology annotation, molecular function: coproporphyrinogen oxidase activity. NCBI's taxonomy places the organism in Eukaryota, Metazoa, Arthropoda, Insecta, Diptera, Tephritidae. The coding region runs from base 295 to 1458 and encodes 387 amino acids.
UACGCUCCACCGGCAAUAACUUUUAAAACUUGAAUACAAUAAAUUACACAUUACAAAUAUUUUAACAAAGUCAAAUGAUAAGAUAAUAACAGUGUUAUUAAAAAUGCAGUUUUAAAUAUUGCAUUAAUUUGAAGAAGAAUUUGAAUAUUUUAACGAAAUUAAAAACAAUCAUUUGAUUAUCAAACAUUUAAGAGACGAGUUCGUUCAACGAUUACAUUGCGUCAGUCACGUCGUCCACUAAAGCGCUUGCAACAAUAAACUUUCUAGCAUUCAGAAAAGUGCACUAUUUUAACAAUGGCUUUUGUAAAAAGCAUAAGACAAGCAUUGACCUCUAUUGCCACCUACCAGACGGCACGUCGUACCAGCUGCCGACAGGUACGCUAUUUAAUCGUAGGUGUUGGCAUUGCUACUACUGCUUCAAUCUCCUUUGUGCAUUUGGAAGCGGCUAGAAAACGCAAACUAAACACUUCCAUUUAUAUGGCAGAACCAAUAACGGAUACUAAUACGCUGCUUGAAAAUGAGGAUGAUAUGCGGUCUCGAAUGGAGUUAAUGAUAAUGAAAAUUCAAGCAGACGUAUGCCGUGCCUUAGAGGCCGAAGAAUACGCAGGACAAAAAUUUAAAGUCGAUCGUUGGCAUCGCACCGAAGGAGGCGGCGGCAUUACAUGCGUACUGCAAGAUGGUGAGGUAUUCGAGAAAGCAGGUGUUAAUAUUUCAGUUGUAACUGGCAUGUUACCGCCCGGUGCUGUGCAACAAAUGCGUACAAGGGGAAAGAAUCUUGUAGAAGGCAAAAAAUUGCCAUUUUUUGCUGCUGGCGUAAGUGCUGUAAUACAUCCAAGAAAUCCACAUGUACCAACGAUACAUUUCAACUAUCGUUAUUUCGAAGUUGAAAGUAAUGGCGAAAAACAAUGGUGGUUCGGUGGUGGCACAGAUUUAACGCCAUAUUAUUUGAACGAAAAGGAUGCGAUACAUUUUCACCAAACCCUAAAAGAUGCAUGCGACGAACAUGAUGCAAGUUAUUAUCCACGCUUCAAGAAAUGGUGUGACGAUUACUUCCGCAUUACACAUCGAAAGGAAAGUAGAGGCAUUGGUGGUAUAUUUUUCGAUGAUUUGGACACACCCAGUCAGGAGGAGGCAUUUAAAUUUGUUACCGGUUGUGCGAACUCAGUAAUCCCUUCAUAUGUACCACUUGUGCGCCAACAUAAAAACGAUGAUUAUGGAGAUAACGAGCGUCAGUGGCAACUUUUACGCCGCGGUCGUUAUGUGGAAUUCAAUUUAAUCUAUGACAGGGGCACAAAAUUCGGUCUCUAUACACCAGGUGCGCGUUAUGAAAGUAUACUAAUGUCAUUGCCGUUGACGGCGCGUUGGGAAUACAUGCACACUGUGCAACCAAACUCCAAGGAAGGAAAACUUUUAGAAGUGCUACAGAAUCCCAAGGACUGGAUUGCAAAAGCUCAAUAGAUUAAAAAAACAACAGAACUCUACAAAAAAAACCUGCGAUAAACUAUAUCCUACUUGUUAGUGGCCUUCAUUUACCUAUCAAAUUAUGUAGAAACUACAAUAGAAGUGUUUGUUACGUUUAAUUUAUAUUAUGGUGUAAUUAUUGAACCAUAUAAUAUAAUAUAUAGUACGAGUAUUUGUUGGUAUAUGAACAAUAGAAGUUAAUUGUAUAGCUUUGUAUGUAUUUCAAAGAAAAUAAAGUGCGCGUUUUGUAACAUUGUAAA